Molecule: messenger RNA, 1152 nt
Organism: Dichomitus squalens LYAD-421 SS1
Lineage: Eukaryota; Fungi; Basidiomycota; Agaricomycetes; Polyporales; Polyporaceae
Product: cytochrome P450
Exons: 6
Coding region: 1-1152 (383 amino acids)
Molecular function (GO): iron ion binding; monooxygenase activity; heme binding
Source: RefSeq, a predicted model, not a curated record
AUGUCCCACAGGACUGGCUGGCACUGGCAUAUGGCCCUCUUACCGUACGGCAAGCGGUGGAGGGACCUCCGCCGCGUCUUUUGGCAGUAUUUCCGUCCCGAUGUAUUAUCCAAGUAUCGUGAGGACCAGGAGGCCGGCGCACACAUCCUGCUCCGCAAGCUCCUCGCCAGCCCAGAGAAGCUUACUGAGCAUCUGCAUUACUCCGUUGGUGCUGCCAUCCUUCGCAUCGUCUACGGGCUGGAUGUAGCAGAGGACAAGGACAGGAAUAUCGCGCUCGCACACAAGGCUCUAUCCGGCGUGGAAUUCCACAUCGCUGGCUCUUUUGUACUGGAGUACUUCCCAAUUCUAGCGCGUGUACCCAGAUGGCUUCCUGGGACGGCACUUCUGUGCCGUCUGGAUAGUAUCCGUCAGGCAGUGUUGCAGUUCCGUGACGAACCAUGGUCUUAUGUGCAGGAAAUGAAAGCUACAGACACGCUGCGAAGGUGUAUCGCAUGGGACAUGAUGGAACAGAUGCCAGGUUCCUCCGGCGAAUUUGGCGCCUCACUCAGCGAUUCGACAGCGAGGAGUGCCGCUGGUGUGGCGUACGCAGCUGGCAUAGACACGUUGUAUGCUACAUUGCAGCGACUGUUCGUUGCUAUGACUCUGCACCCUGAAGUGCAGAAGAAAGCGCAAGCGGAACUUGAUGCAGCGGUAGGGCCGUCCCGUCUUCCUAUCUUUGGGGACCGCAGUGCGCUCCCGUACGUCAACGCCAUUGUGAAAGAGUGCUUCCGAUGGAAUGCUACUUUGCCGUUGGGAGUGGCUCAUGCCACAUUGGCGGACGACACAUAUGAAGGUUACCAUAUUCCAAAGCAGACCACCGUUUUUGUGAACGCGUGGGCAAUCCUGAAUAACCCUGAAGAAUACCCCGUGCCCGACAACUUUGUACCAGAUCGCUUCCUGCGCGACGGGAAACCAAACUUGUCUAUCAGAGAUCCCGCGACCGUUGCAUUCGGUUUCGGCCGUCGAAUCUGUCCAGGACGAUAUUUCGCCGAUGAGACCAUGUUCAUUUUCGUUGCGUCCGUACUCCAUACGUUCAACAUCAGCCCAGCUCUAGACGACAAAGGCCAAUCAAUACAAGUGCGGCCACUAUUGACUACGUCGCUGACUGCGUAA